Arabis nemorensis is the source of this 249-nucleotide messenger RNA. The record is from the annotation of a GenBank genome assembly. Lineage: Eukaryota; Viridiplantae; Streptophyta; Magnoliopsida; Brassicales; Brassicaceae.
AUGGCCAAGGCAGCUUCUACAUAUGUUUUCCCCAUCAUCUUCCUUGUUGUGUUUGCCUUAGUUGAACAGAAUAUGGGAUGCACGACGAGUAUAGGACCGUGUGAAGUUGGCAAAAACUGUAGUCCGAAGUGUAACGCUAUGUUUGGAGAAAUUGUUACCGGCUUCUGUGACCGGAGUGGUGGUGGAAUUGGAAUAUGUGUUUGCGUCACACCUUGUCCCCCUCCGCCUCCUAAGGCGCCUCAUAUGUGA